Molecule: messenger RNA, 3563 nt
Organism: Ciona intestinalis (vase tunicate)
Lineage: Eukaryota; Metazoa; Chordata; Ascidiacea; Phlebobranchia; Cionidae
Source: RefSeq, a predicted model, not a curated record
CAUGGUGUUACAUCACCAAUACAAGCGCAUCUACUACGUGGGAAUAUUGCAACAUCACCAAAUGUCGUAAGUGACUUGAUAAUCAUACAUUGCAGCUAUAAGUUACGUCGUGUCCGCGUCUAUAUUUCAUAAUCAAUAUAUGGUAUAUAUAUACAUUGUAAAAGACAGGAUAAAUGAGCAAUGAAUAUGGUUGCUCUCGGUACGUAGCCGGCUAUACGUGCCCCAACUUUGGUUCUGUGAAGGCCACUGAAAUGGGGCAUUGUAUAACUAACCGUCAAGUUUAACAGCUGAUGAUGCUCGUGUUAUGUUUACAAUGUAUAAAUGGCGGUGGCUCUUAUAUGAAUCGGCGAUCUAUGAGUUACCAGCUGACCCGGAAAUAGUUGCGCAGAAUGUUAGAAGUGGGAGGAAUUUUUCAAGCAUGCUACACAAUUUGGGCAAUCAAUAUGGUAAAUACUUGGCUAUAUCAACUGACGCUUUGGUGGACCGGGUGUUUUACACCAAAAGAAUAUUAGGGAAACAUGUGGUAAUGUUUUACGUCAUCGAAAACCGCUUUGAAGUGAUUUAUGAAGAGACUCGUGGAGCAGUUGCAGAAUCAAUGGCAUUUGAUUGGCAGAAUCAGAAUCUAUACUGGACCGAAUCUAUUCUAAAACGUAUAAUGGUUUGUGAUGUGACUAACCUGCAUUGCUCUGUUGCUUACCAAUCAAGCAGCAACGCUCCAAAAAACAUCGCUAUGCACGUGACAAAAAGAUUGCUGUUUUACUCCAUCCACAAAAGCAGGAAAUCAAAAAUUGUUGUUUCUGAUAUGGCAGGAAAAAAUCCACGGGUGUUGCAUAGAUAUCCCGACAUUUCUGUUGUUACUGGAAUUACGGUUGACUACGAUAACGACAGAUUGUACUGGUGUGAAACCAAAGAUGUCAAGAGCAGCAAUCUAGACGGCACAAAUAUUACUUUGCAUUAUCACAACAUAACAUCGGAUCUAAUGGGAAUUGCUACGUAUCGUAGUUUUAUUUAUGUAAUCGACAAUGGUCACUCUGCUUCUGCGCCUUACUACCUGCGAAUGCUGCGAUGGAUGUCAAACACUACAACACCAAACAACACUGAAGGGAUCGGGAAUUAUCGAUUUCACGAAAACACGCCCAAUACAAUCACAAUUUACCGAAAAUAUGCGGAGCACUCAGAUACUGGAUUAAAUACAACUCUCGGAUCGUGCGAAAGUAUGCCACAAUGUGACCACAUAUGUUUGCCAAGAAUUAACGCUACAAGAGAAUGCGUGUGCGCUUUCGGCUUUCACAAAUCAAAUGAUGUACACUGUGUUCUAAAACCGCUAAUUGGCACCGAAGCAUUGUUAAUCGCAAACCAUGGGAAGAUAUUUCAAUUACCAAUCAACCAAUCCAGCUAUAACAUUAGCAUAGUUGACAUAGUAAAAGGUAACGAAACCGAUGUAUCCGCGAUGGCAGUCGAUAUGGGAUCAGACACUCUUUAUUGGCAUGACAUAAAAAAGAAAAUCAUCUUUAGGUCUUCAUUGCAAAACACUUCGGAUGCUCAAGAAAUCAUCAACAGGUUUAAUACUGUGAGACAUAUGGCAGUUGAUCAACUAACUGGGAAUCUUUAUUUCACCAAUUCUAUCCAAAUUAAUGUCUACAACCCAUAUAAGCAAAUUACGAAGCAAAUAAUACACAUAGGAACUAUGCCAGAAGAAGUCUUUGGAAUUUCGGAGUUUACAAUUGACGCCAGGAACGGGUAUUUGUAUUGGUUAGAAGGAGAUUACGACUUCAAAGGCUGGAGGAUGAAAACUGAUGGUUCGAACCUAAGGAGAGUAUUGCCAAAUCUAAAUAUCACGGGUGUGAAAGGAAUCGCUAUAAGUUACAAAAGAAACAGUGUGGUUAUAUUCAUAGAAGAUUAUUCUUCAGCUGAUAUUUUAGAAUAUUCUUUGGACUCACUGAAUGAAACUAAUCCGCAACCUAUUUACAUUCACAAAAUAAAAAGUUUCACUGAUUAUGCCAAUACGCCUUUGAGCCGCAUGGUUGUGUUGGGUGACAUAGUUUAUUUCCAUGCAAACGAAAACUACAUACAACAAUUCAACUUAACUAUGGGGAUAAACAAUGAACGUCAAUUUGGUCCAAUAUUGCUUAGCAGUUACGUGGAAUCGCUAACCCUUUACAGCAAAGAAUUCUACAACCAAUACAUCAAACCUUUGAGUAAUCCAUGCGGAAGGAACUUAACGAACAAAUGUUUUGAGUUUUGCUUUAACGUGAACAACCGAGCAGUUUGCAGAUGUGAGGAGGUUUCUCGCAAUGAACUGACUGACUCAUGUAUUGAUAAUACAAGACGAACAAGUAGGCAAGAUAUUUUAGUGAUUUGCUUGAUAUUGGAAUGUUUUAUUCGCUUCUUCUAUUCAGACAACCCCCCUAUACCGGUGGGAGAGUGUCCAUUAGAUAGAGAAAUACAGCUACAAACUUGUCAACAUAACGCUUCGUACAGAUGGACCUCGGUUACCUGGACAGAUGACUAUACACCUACGGACCGUUUGCUGACAACACAGCCAAGUCAAUUUUCGCCGGUUAAUCUAAUUCCUGGAAUACACGAGUUCAAAUUUACUGCAACAGACGAGGACAGAAACACAGGAGUCUGCAGCUACACCGUUACCGUCCUUAACAGCAACCCAGCAACAUGUAAUAUUUCAAAGUUUGACGAAAUCGCAUCUUCUGCACUAAAGCGAACUAGCAUGUUGUGUGAUAACGGCCGUGCUCAUUUUAAUGUCAGCUGUAAGUCACCUGAACUGAACGUGACUUUUGGGUCUUUUCACGAACGAGAACUAACAGUUGUGUGCAUAUUCGAGAGUUGGACCCCACCAAAUUUCCAAGAUAUGGAUUGUCAUUAUACACUUGUAACAACUAAGUCAGCACUAUCUGCAUCUGAACCAGCAACAACAGGAACUGCAACAACAUCAGCACCAAAAACACUAACCUCAUCAACGACAGCGCUCAACAUAGUGGGGCCAAUGAAAUCGUCAAGUCAAUCUGAAGGUUUAAGCGGAGGAGCAAAAGCAGGAAUCGUUAUUGGGGUGGUAUUGCUUCUAAUUGCACUAGUGAUAGGCGUGAUGUACCUGUUGCAAAAUCCGGAGUACAGACCUUCUUUAAUUCGAAUCUUCUGGAAGCAGCACGAGCCUGAUGCUAUCGAUAUGCAACCUCAACCGUUGCAUGAUAACUGAUAAACUUAAACUAACCACAAUAUGGGACUUGAACGCCAAGAGUAUUAUGUAAAUGUCACCAACAAGGCAAUCAAAUUCGUGCCUUUGAUUUGUUUAUUUUUUUUUAUUUUGUAAUAUGUAUAGAAAGGUGGGGGGAAAUGGGACACGUUUUCAUUUUAUUCUCCCGUCUCAUUUAGUAGUAAACAAAAAACAUUCAAAGAAUUAUGAAACGGUAUCCUCGCCACUUCCAUAUACCGUUGUUAAUUGUUUAAAACACGAUCAGAAUAUUUGAAUAGUAUGUGCUAUCGUGGUUGCUUUGAUACGUACUGUAAAUAUGAGUAGCUGUGAUGAAAUACACGAGUAAGGGAUGUAC